This is a messenger RNA of Myzus persicae (green peach aphid), 693 nucleotides long. RefSeq names its product putative nuclease HARBI1. The record is from RefSeq and is a predicted model, not a curated record. The annotation marks the transcript as partial. The transcript has 2 exons. Lineage: Eukaryota; Metazoa; Arthropoda; Insecta; Hemiptera; Aphididae.
AUGUUCGAGGAUUAUUGUAUUAUAAAGUUUCUAUCUACGGGAACUCCUUAUAGAUCAUUAGCAUUUUCAUUUCGUAUGGCACAUAACACGAUCAGUGGAAUAAUUUAUGAAACAUGUAACACAAUUUGGAAUGUUUUUGGACAAAUUCAUAUGCCUUUUCCGACGAAAGAUAUGUUUUACCAGAUUGCUCACGAUUUUGAAACUCUGUGGAAUUUUCCUAAUUGUAUCAGGUGCAUUGACGGUAAACACAUCCGCAUAAAAUGUCCAAAAAAAACUGGUUCAAUGUUUUAUAACUAUAAAAAUUAUUUUUCGGUACACUUGCAAGGCGUGUGUGAUGCAAAAUAUAAAUUUAUUACAGUGGACAUAGGAGCGUAUGGAAAACAGAGUGAUAGCGGUGUAUUUACUGAGUCUAAUAUAUAUAAUUACCUAGAAACAAAUUCUUUUAAUGUACCACCCAACAGACCACUUCCAAACACAAAUAUUCCAAUGCCUUUUGUUUUAUUGGGAGACCAAGGAUAUCCACUAAAAGAAUAUUUGAUGCGACCAUAUCCAUGCACCACAAAUUUGGAUCCAGAAAAAGAAAUUUUCAACUAUCGUCUUAGUCGAGCCAGACGAAUGAUAGAAUGUACAUUUGGUAUAUUAGUAUCAAAGUGGAGGUGUCUAAAAACGGAAUUACAAGUUAAUGAAGAUCAC